UAGCUCACGUUUUUUUAUUAUUUCACCAAUGUCAACGUUUUCUGCAACAUAAAUACCCAAAGGUUGCAUGCUUCUGAGUUCAACUUACCAGCUGUAAAUAAAUAAAUCGAGACAUGGCACAACGUGUGGCCGUGAGCGAAGUGGGCGGCGGGAGAGCAUCAAAACGGACGUCCAGGGUGCGAGUGGCUGUUCGGUUGCGGCCGUACAUGGAGGGGCAGGAUGAGAAGGGGGAAGGGCCCUGUGUCAGGGGCCUGGGGCCACAGAGCCUGGAGGUCACCAACUGGAGGAACGCCACCGAGACCCUGCAGUACCAAUUCGAUGUGUUCCAUGGAGAACAGAGCACCCAGCAGGAGGUCUUCCUGUCAUCUGUGAAGCCCAUCCUUCCUCACCUGCUGAAUGGACAGAAUGCCAGCGUGUUCGCCUACGGCCCCACUGGAGCCGGGAAGACACACACCAUGCUAGGCAGUCCGGAGCAGCCGGGUGUAAUUCCACGGGCUGUGAGGGAAGUGUUCCAUCUGGUGAGAGAGCAGGAGAGAAAGGAGGGAGACUGGGAGUACAGCAUUGGGAUGUCCUACCUGGAGAUCUACAAUGAAAAGGUGCUGGACUUGCUGUCGCCAGGCAGUCAGGACCUUCCGAUUCGUGAGGACAAGGAGCGGAAUAUUCUGAUCCCGGGGCUGACCUACGUGCCGCUGUCAUCCUUUUCCCACUUCCACACUCACUUCAUUCCUGCCAGUCUCAACCGAACCACUGCCUCCACCAAGCUGAACCAGCGUUCCAGCCGGAGCCACGCUAUCCUGCUGAUAAAGGUGGUGAAGUCUCAGCGCGGCCCCCCUCACCGGCAGCUGACGGGGAAGCUGUACCUGGUGGAUCUGGCCGGCUCCGAGGACAACCGUCGCACUGGCAACCAGGGCCUGCGGCUGAAGGAGAGUGGCGCCAUCAACCUGUCCCUCUUCACCCUCAGCAAGGUGGUGGACUGUCUGAACGCGGGCGCGGGCCGUGUACCCUACAGGGACAGCAAGCUGACCCGCCUGCUGCAGGACUCCCUGGGCGGCUCCGCCCACUCUGUGAUGAUCACCAACAUCGCUCCUGAGUACAAGUACUAUUUCGACACCUUCACCGCCCUCAACUUUGCUGCCAAGUCCAAGCUCAUCGUCAACAGGCCCUUUGUCAGGGAGUCUGUGUCCAGCAGCGCACCAGUAAAGAGGCCCAGUGAUGAGCAAGCAGCUGCAGGGGCUGGUGAACCCCAGAGGAAACGAGUCAAGGAGGGGCAUGGAGAAGAGGAGCAGGAGGGGCCACCUCUUCCCCCUCUUAGCCCUGCCGUUUCCACGGUGCUGGACAGGCUGCUGGCCCUGGAGAAGAUGAUGAUGGGAUCCCCUGAGAGAGAGAGGCUCAACUUGCUGAAGACGGUCGCCCAGUCCCGCAGAGAGAUCCAGGAGCUUAGAGACAAGCAGCGGGAACUGGAGGCCAAAGCACUGAAAUUUGAGAGAGCAGACCAGGACAAGGGGACGCAAGGAGACUCGGUGCUCUGCAAAACGGAGCUCUCCUCACUACACAGGAAGCAGUCCACUGCAGCCCGACCUAAAAAGCAGCAGGCAGUGGUGCCCCCCCUGCAGGUGUCCCAAGUGCAGCCUCUCCAGCAAUGUGCUGUACUGUGUAAGCCUUCACUCUGUUCCAGCAACAAGCAACAUGGCCCGGUACUGAAGGGUAAAGAGAAUAACAAGGCUGAAGACUCAUGUAUCUCUAAUGACUGGGAGUCCCGAUUAGACCGGUCUGUGUUACAGCAGUCACAGCAGAAGAUUUUGGAGAUUCUCAACUCUGGUACCCUGAAAAACCUGAAGACAUUGCAGCUCGUCGGAGACAAGACAGCCAAGCUAAUCCUUGGGUGGAGAGAGAUCAAUGGCCCCUUCCAACAGGUGGAGGACUUGCAGAAGGUAGAGGGAAUCACAGCGAAACGUUUCUCCUCCUUUAUCAAGGCUAACAUCUUGGGCACAAUAGGGAGAUGA
This is a messenger RNA of Megalops cyprinoides (Indo-Pacific tarpon), 2003 nucleotides long. RefSeq names its product kinesin-like protein KIF22. The transcript has 13 exons. NCBI's taxonomy places the organism in Eukaryota, Metazoa, Chordata, Actinopteri, Elopiformes, Megalopidae. The coding region runs from base 114 to 2003 and encodes 629 amino acids. Gene Ontology annotation, biological process: mitotic spindle organization; microtubule-based movement. Gene Ontology annotation, molecular function: ATP binding; microtubule binding; microtubule motor activity. The record is from RefSeq and is a predicted model, not a curated record.